AUGGUAGAUAAUAAUAUUGUUGAAGCUUCUAUUCACCUUGAAGUACUUUCACAUGAUGAUGAUGAUAACCGAAGUAGUUCUGCUCGUAGUCAAAUUCAGGAUAUCCUUUUAAAUAGAGUUCAAACACCUCCAAUAACACGAUCACGAUCACCAUUCACUGUUUCAAGCCAAGGUUCAAAUCAAAAUUUAAUGACGACACCAACUUCUGCUCAACUUAUUGAUGAAAAUCGAUAUUUAAACGAUGAAUUAAAUCGAGUCGAAACAAUACUUAACUUAACUCGAGCUGAAAAAGAUGAAUUAAGUAUACGUUAUAAUGCUUUAUCUGAUCGGCUCGAGCAAUCCUUACGUGCACAAGGUAUUGACAUAUCAUCAGAUUCUAAUAAUGGUGAACCUGAAAGACGUAUUCUUGUUCAACAAAAUAUUGAUUUACGACGAAAACUUGAAGAAGAACAUCAAAAUUAUAAACGUAAAUUAUCGAAUUAUCAAGAAGGACAACUAAAACAAGCACAACUUGUACAAAAGCUUCAACAAAAAGUUUUACAAUAUAAAAAUCGAUGUACAGAACUUGAAUUAUUAAUUGAACAACAUAAAAAUGAUAUGGACCGUAUUCGACUCACUUCGGCUAGUAAUGCUACAUCAUCAUUGAUUUUUGAAUCACGUAUAACACAACAUAAUGAUGAAGAAAAUAUAGCAACAAUUACACUCGAAGAAGAAAAACACAAAUCAGCUAAUCUUGUACAAUUAAAUACAAUGUUACGAGAACAACUUGAUCAAGCUCAUUUAACUAAUCAACAAUUAAGCGAAGAACAACGUCGUACAACAACUGAACUACAAAAAUUACGUGAAGAUUUUACACAAAAAGCACAUGAUUGGAAACAAGAAGAACGAGUUUUUAAUCAAUUUUGUAAUAAGGAACAUAAUCAUAUGUAUGAAUUAUGGCGUGAUAUUGUUACAUUUCGUAAACAAUUUAUUGAACUCAAAGGCACAACUGAACGUGAUUUAAUGCGUGUUCGAAAUGAUCUUGCACAAACAGGACGAUCAUUAACAAGUGCUUGUUUUGGAUUUUUAACUGUAGCUAAAACAGCUGAAACUCAAGGACAAGCUGCAUCUGAACGUGAACGUCAUGAUCGUACAAAUUUAGAAAGUCAAAUUCGAGAGAAAACACGAGAAAUUUCUGAUUUACAACAAAGAUUACAAGAAACAUCAUUAUUAAAUGAAAAAUUGCGUUUUCAAUUGGCUGAAAAAGAUGGCACUAUUACGACUUUAGCACGUGCUAAUCAAAUUCAAAAUCAAGCAACGGAAACGUCAUCUUCGGCUCUAGAAACACGUACUCGAGAAAUUAAUGCUGAUACAGAACGACUUCAUCAACGAUUACGAGAUAUAGCACAAUCUGUACUUAAUGAUGAUGAUGAUAUAUUCGAUAAUGAUUUAGGACGAACAUCACCUCGACGUUUAUCACCAUUACGAGGUGCCGAUCGAUUUGAUUCACCUGAUCGAGCUUAUAGUCGACUUCGUUCACCUCGAUCAAAUUCACCUCAACGUCCAACACAAGCAUCUCGACCACAUUCUCGCAAUGUUUCACCAUCAUUUGCCGACAGUACAUUUAGUGCUGUUCAGGCUGCAUUAAAUAAACGACAAGUUCAGGUUCAUGAUUUACAAACAAAAUUAAAUAGUGCACGUGAUACAAUUCAACAAUUAAAAGAUCAAUUGAAUCAAAGUGAUGCUGAACGACGACAUUUAGACCAACAAGCAACAACUUAUAAAUUACAAAUUGAAGAAUUACGACGACAAUUUGAUGAUACAGCAACUGAACGUGAUCGUUCAAAAACAGCACUUGAAACAUCAAAUCAUGAACGUACAAAUAUGGAAAAAAUUCGUAUUACACUUAAUUCUCAAAUUGAUUCAUUGCGUGCCGAUUGUGAACGUUUACAACAAUCAAAUACAGAAGUUCAACGUCAACGUGAUAUACUAGAAGAAGAAAAAGAUGAUUUACAAAAAGAUAAAAUUCGACAAGUUAAAGAAAAUGAACGUUGCAUUAAAGUUAUUGAUAAUCUUGAAAAUAAAAUUUCACAAUUAAAAACAGAUAUAACAGAAUUACGUGAACAAUAUCACAAAGAAAAAUUAACUAAAGAUGUUCUUGCACAAGAAAAACAUGUACUUGGUGAUGCACUUUCACGUUCAGAAUCUUAUCGUGCUGAAAUUGAACUUGAUCUUAGUAAAGAACGAAGUGAAAAUGCAACUUUACGAGAUUUACUUUGUAAAAUACAAGCACUUAAUGAAGGUCUUGCACAAGAUAAAAUUGAAUUAAAUAAAAUUAUUUUAUUGGUUGAGCAAGAAAAAAGUUCUAUACAUAAUGAAAAAUCUGAUGUUGAACAAGAUAAAACCACACUUCGACAAGAACUUGUAAAAGUUGAACAAGAAAAAAUUGAUGUUGAAAAUGAACGAGAUACUCUUCUUCAUCGUCUACAAUUAACUGAAGUCACUCGUCAACAAAUUGAACAAGAAUUAAACAUUGUUAAUAAAGAAAAAGUUGAAAUCAUUGAACAAUUUCAACAGUUGAAUCGAAUAAAAAAUACUUUAGCUGAAGAUUUAAUUGCUGCUAGAAAAGAUAUUGAACGACUUAGUGAACAUAAUGCACGUUUAAAUAAAGAAAAAGAAGAAUUAACUAAAGAACGUGGUAAUCUUGUUGUUGAUCUUAGUGGUACUGAACGUGACAAUCAAACAUUAAAUUCAACAAUCAGUGCAUUACGUGCUGAAAAAGAAGCUCUCGAAACAAAUCUUUAUGAAGCACAAAAUACAAUAAGUCAACUUGAAGUUAGAAAAGAACAAUUAGAAGGUGAAAAUCAAGAAUUAUUGUUACGUAAAGAACAACUUCAAGGUGAAAUUCAACGAUUACAUGCUGAAUUAAAUGUUGAAAUUGAAAAAUCUGCUCGUCAACGUGAACAAUUACAUCUACGUUUAACACAAUUAGAACAUGAUAAAGAAACAACUGUUCAGCAACAUCAUAGAGCUCAUGAAGAUGAUAUUGAACGUAUGACACGUGAACGUGAAAAACUUCGUCAUGAAUUAGAAGCAGUACGUGAAGAAACUAUUCGACAAUUAACACGUGACAAAGAUGAUUCUGUACAACGAUAUGAAAAAGAAAAAGAAGAUUUACAUUAUGAAUUAGCUAAUAUUAUUACAGAACGUGAUCAAGCUUUAAUUGAAGCUGAAAAUGAAAAACAAAAAGUAUGA
Molecule: messenger RNA, 3234 nt
Organism: Rotaria sp. Silwood2
Lineage: Eukaryota; Metazoa; Rotifera; Eurotatoria; Philodinida; Philodinidae
Source: the annotation of a GenBank genome assembly